Micromonas pusilla CCMP1545 is the source of this 1555-nucleotide messenger RNA. RefSeq names its product mitochondrial carrier family. The transcript has 2 exons. The coding region runs from base 1 to 1515 and encodes 504 amino acids. Lineage: Eukaryota; Viridiplantae; Chlorophyta; Mamiellophyceae; Mamiellales; Mamiellaceae. The record is from RefSeq and is a predicted model, not a curated record.
AUGCACGUCCCCGCGGCGCUGUCGGAGUACACCGGGUUCACGCAAGCGAUGCGAUCGAUCGCGAGGAAAGAGGGCGUCGGGACGUUUUACAAGGGCGUCGGCGCGUCCGUCUUGAGGGACAUGCUCGGGAGCUCGGUUAACCUCACCGUGCAGUCGCUCGCGUCCGAGUGGCUCGUCUCGUCGCACGUGCUCACCCCGGGGUCGCCCGUGCUCGGCGCCAUCUCCGGGGUGUUAUCCGCCGCGGCCUCGGUCGCGGUGAUGCAGCCGAUCGACACGAGCCGCGCGUACGUCUACCUGAAGCCGCACCUGCAUCGAGACACGAUCAAGGCGUUUCGAUUCAUCGUGCUGCGCGAGGGGCCGUGGGCGCUCUACCGCGGCUCGCGCGCGCACUUCUUCCGCACCGCGCCGCACUACGCGCUCAUGUUCGCGCUCCUGGAGACGAUCGCGGGCAUGGAGCGGCGGGUGUUGCACCGACGGAACAAGGAGCAGCUGGCGCGCGUGCCCAUCUUCGGCACGCUGUCGGACGAAGAGCGAGAUAAGCUCGCGCACGGCGUGCGGACGCAGACGUUUAAACGCGGCGAGAGGAUCGUGCUCGAGGGCGACGCAGACGACCGAGAGAUGUACUACGUCCUGCGCGGCACCGCGCGCGCGAGAGUGGGCCUGGACGAGGAGGAGGACUUGGAUUGGGCGGACGACGACCGGAGGAGGGAGCGUCGGAGAGACCGCCCCGGGUCGACGAUGAAGCUGGACGAGUCGUCGCCGUGCGCCGUCGGCGCGCGAGGGUCCUCCGCGCUCCUCGCGGACGACUGGUUCGUGCACGACACCGUGAUAGGCGCGGGGGAUUCGUUCGGCGAGGAAGCGCUGCUCGUGGACGAGCCGCGACGCGCGUCCGUGGUGUGCACGAGCGAGAAGACGCGGUGUCUCAUCGUCGAUCGCGUCGCGUACGAGGUGGCGACGCGGGGCACGCCCGAGAACGUCUUCCACGUGAGAACGCGCGCGACGACCGAGCUGGAGAUGAUGUGGCGACGACUCCGGUUCGACCGUGAGCUCGAGCGCGUACCGUUGCUCGCGGAGCUGGACGGGUUCGAGCGCGCGCUGCUCGCGAAGCGGUGCGCGAGGGUGACGUUCGAGCCCGGCGCGAAGAUCACGCGGCAGGGCGACGCGGCGGAUAAGUUUUACAUCCUCCUCAGCGGCCUCGCGGUGGCGGUUCGAAAGGAGACGGACGUCGAGACCGGCGCGCUGUGGAAGAACCUCAAGGGCGGCGCCGCGCCGGUGCAUCCGCAGCGGGUGCUGCGGAGCUACGGCCCGGGCGCGCACUUUGGCGAGCUCGCGUUGCUCACCGGGCAGCCGCGCGCGUCGACGGUGGUGGCGCAAGAGCGGACGGAGGCGCUGGUGCUGGAUAAAAACGCGCUCAUGGAGAUGCGCGCGACGGUGCCGACUCUGGAGGAUCACAUCGUGCGCGGGAUGCGGCACUACGAUCACAUAGAGCAGUUCACGUCCAUGAGCAUGGCGUGAUUUGAGUACUGUAUGUAACCUUACAUUACUAAUUACGACG